CACAGUUCUAGCCAAGCCAGGACUCAGAAGUUUUAUAGCGUUUGUCGAAUUUUCUCUGGGAACGGUAUUGAUCAUGGCGGAGGGGGACAAGCCGGAAGGCUCGCAGCCGUUCGACAUGCAGAAGGCUAUCAACAAGUUGGUCAUCGGUGAAAGGGAGCUGCCUCGCAGUGCCCCGCGAACAGAACGCGAGGCGCAGGAGCGAGACUAUAAAUUCUGGAAAACACAGCCCGUUCCAGGAUUGAAUGACACAAGUGAAGCUGAUGUCAAUGAACCAGUUGAGGCCGAUAAGGACGUGGCUGAGAUUCGGCAACAGCCUCUCGUCCUCCCUGCACAGUUUGCAUGGAGCAAUAUCGACGCCAGUGAUGAGGCACAGUUGAACGAUCUGUACGAGUUGUUGCGUGAUAACUACGUGGAGGACGACGACAUGACAUUCCGGUUUGAUUACUCCAGGGAAUUUCUGAAAUGGGUUUUGCUACCGCCCGGCUACAAGCUUGACUGGCUCGUGGGUGUCCGUGUGAAGAGCAACAACAAGCUAGUUGGCUUCAUCAGCGGCAUUCCAGUUCACAUUCGCAUCUAUUCAAAGACCUUGAGUCUCGCAGAAGUUAACUUCCUUUGCGUGCACAAGAAGCUGCGUUCCAAACGCUUGGCCCCGGUUCUCAUCAAGGAAGUCACAAGGCGUAUCAACCUGACGGGUAUCUUCCAAGCUGUCUACACUGCUGGAGUGGUUCUACCCAAGCCUAUCUCCAAGUGCCGGUAUUUCCAUCGGCCUAUUCAGCAUAAGAAGCUUCUGGAAUGCGGCUUUACCGUACUGGCCCCAAACGUCACAAUGCAGCGGUUCAUGAAGCUCUAUAAGCUGCCAGAGGAGGCACCAGUAAAGGGAAUUCGGAAAGCAGAGGAGAAGGACUUGGAGCAGAUUCACACGCUACUCGAAGAUUAUCUCAAGCGGUUUUCCCUCGUUCCCGUUUUCGUUUCCCUGGAUGAAAUCCGUCACUAUCUGCUGCCUCGCGAAGGCGUGAUCUCGACCUACGUCAUUGAAGACCUGGAAACCAAGAAGAUUACAGACUUCUUCAGCUUCUACCAUCUCCCCAGCAGUAUUGUGAGAUCUAACAGUCAAGGACAUAAGCGCCUCUAUGCAGCGUACAGUUACUAUAAUGUGUGCACAACACACUCACUGCAGGAUGUACUGCAGAGUGCACUCAUCAUUGCUAAGGAGGAUGGCAUUGACGUAUUCAACGCUCUGGACAUCAUGGAGAACUCCACCGUACUGCGCUACCUGAAGUUUGGCGCCGGCGACGGCUACCUGCGGUUCUACCUGUACAACUGGCGCUGUUCAGACAUGCCCAGCAACCAGGUCGGUCUUGUACUCCAGUGAAGUGGUGGUGGUGUGCGUACCGACGGCAUACGACUUUCCCCCCGUGCCCUCCCUGCUUAUCUCCAUGCCUGCUCUGGCUGGGCCAGCCCGGCAUCCGGACCCAUGCGUCCUCUACCGUACUCCCGCAUGUCACCAUGUUCACCAAUGGUAGUUGGCUGUAGUGACAACAGCGGUGGCAGUACACGUUUUGUACAGUGUGUUCCUAUAUAUGUACAUAGUAUUUUGGUUGUGCCGCUAGAUAAUUUCGCCGUUUUCGCUAUGAUUUUCUCCCGCAGCUAGUUUUAACAUUUCCCACGCUUCUUCCCCCGCUCUACGUCUUACGCUGUGCGUUUAUUACAUGCACGCAUAGACACAGGCGCGAGCGUGCGUGUGCGUGCGUGCACACGUGAGCUCAUCUCAUGCAUUCAUUCUAUCUGUGCUCUCAAUUCAUUCAUUCUCUCUCUCUCUCUCUAUCUAUCUCUGUCGAUGCGUGCAUUGUUACGAGAUUCAGCUCAUAUUGUACCAGCCGAUCCCCGAAACAAGUGCACAUGUACAUGGGACUUGCAGUCCGAAUCAAUCUAACUCCUAUUCUCUGA
Sycon ciliatum is the source of this 1947-nucleotide messenger RNA. RefSeq names its product glycylpeptide N-tetradecanoyltransferase 1-like. The transcript has 12 exons. The record is from RefSeq and is a predicted model, not a curated record. Gene Ontology annotation, cellular component: cytoplasm. Gene Ontology annotation, biological process: N-terminal peptidyl-glycine N-myristoylation. Bases 74 to 1372 code for a protein of 432 amino acids. Gene Ontology annotation, molecular function: glycylpeptide N-tetradecanoyltransferase activity. NCBI's taxonomy places the organism in Eukaryota, Metazoa, Porifera, Calcarea, Leucosolenida, Sycettidae.